Messenger RNA from Notolabrus celidotus (New Zealand spotty), 1161 nucleotides. RefSeq lists its product as uncharacterized. The record is from RefSeq and is a predicted model, not a curated record. NCBI's taxonomy places the organism in Eukaryota, Metazoa, Chordata, Actinopteri, Labriformes, Labridae. The transcript is spliced from 4 exons. Gene Ontology annotation, molecular function: sterol 24-C-methyltransferase activity. Gene Ontology annotation, biological process: sterol biosynthetic process. Bases 138 to 770 code for a protein of 210 amino acids. Gene Ontology annotation, cellular component: endoplasmic reticulum.
UGUUAAAAUCAGUGGGGUGGUGGUGAAGAGGUAUAUACUCAUGGUGUUUCUACAGUGGAGUCAUUAAGUUUACUGUCGUUCACUGACGGCGACCCUCAAAGCCACACAGCAGCCAUUACCACAAAACAACCUGAAUAAUGUUGGCUGAGAAUUUUGGAAAACAGUUGGGACACCCAACAAGAUCAGUAGCAGGAUGGCUGGUAACAAGGUUUCUCACCAGGUUCAACCAUUUCCUGGAGGAGAAUGCUGUGCAGCUGAGUGGAAUCCAACCUGGGGAUACAGUGCUGGAGCUGGGGUAUGGCCCAGGACUUGGUCUGGAGUCAGCAGCUAAACUUCUCACAGAUCCCUCAGGCCACCUUGUGGGGGUGGAUUACUCAAAGUACAUGCAUGGGAUGGCAAGUGACCGAAUGAAGGAAUUUGUGGCCAGUGGAAAAGUGACCUUACACAACUGUGAUGUUGCAGCAAUGCCUCUGACAGACAGCACUGUGGAUAAAGUCUUUCACUGUAACUGCUACUACUUCUGGCCUGACCUCAGAAAGGGAGCCACCGAGAUACACCGUGUAAUGAAACCAGGGGGCCUAAUGGUGACCACACUGAGGCUGUCCUAUGUGGCAUCUUUUGCCGCAAAGCGAGUGCUACCCGGGAAGAACUGGCAGCCAAAGAACUACAUUGCUGCUCUGAGAGACUCUGGCUUUACAGAUGUCAGAAUGGAAGACAAACAGUACAAACAAAUUACUUUUCAGGUCAUCUAUGCCACUGCCUUAAAAUAAGAUUGAAACCAAACUUAAGAACUGUGGAUUAAGUAGACACUGAACACUGCAAUCAGAGACUGUAGGUAGCCUAUUCUAAACCACUUUUGUUAUUUUGAGGUCAUGUUGUAAUUUUUCAAUGAAGAAAUGUCUAAAUUUCUCUAGAUGUAAAACACAUACCUGAUCAGAAAUGUUUCUCUACUGAUUUUUUGACUCAGAGUUCCUCAAGUUGUACCCUUUCCAACAUAGAAAUGUAGUCAUUUCUUGUUAUCACAAACGAAUACCUGAUUUUAAAUGUAUCUCCUGUCUGUCUUAUUCAAACAUCCUCAGGUUUUAAUUUUUGAACGUGGAAAUGUCACAAUUUAUUAAAAGAAAAAAAAAUUAAAUAAAAACCUGAUCAAACUUUUCUCUA